UCCGUCCCUGUAGUGGAGAUCCUCCUGGUGGAGAUCUGCAACCAGAUGCUCUUGGGAGAGUCGGAAACCGACAGUCAUAGGAAGAGAUGCUGAAUGAGAGUUUUGUGGAAAUUGCAAGAUACAAUUGAACCCCAUCGCUGGAACUCAUGCAUGAACCUGAAAUCCCGUCAAAACCAGUUUGGACAAAAAAAUGAGAGGUGUGACCCUGACUUAUAUUUGAGGGCCAAGCAGGUUUUUCUCAUUUGUCAAAGGAUAAGAGGAAGUCAUUGGGGAAGACAGGAGGAACACAAGAAAGUCCUGAGACUACAGUGACAAUGGAGGACAAGACGGAUGGAACGCAAGAAAGUCCUGAGACCUCGGUGACAAUGGAGCGCAAGACGGAUGGAACGCAAGAAAGUCCUGAGACCUCGGUGACAAUGGAGCGCAAGACGGAUGGAACGCAAGAAAGUCCUGAGACUACAGUGACAAUGGAGGACAAGACGGAUGGAACGCAAGAAAGUCCUAAGACCUUGGUGACAAUGGAGGGCAAGACCGAAGGAACACAAAGACCUGCUCAGCCCACGUCGAUAAGUAUACGGCAGCAACAGGGGAUAAAAUUCUUUUCUGAAACAUGUAGCUGCAAACUGCCUCCCGGAUUUUUUAUGAAGAAAGGGUCUGAAUCCUUACCUGUUGUGAAGGAGCCAUCAAAAUCCAUGAGAAGUGAAAAGAAGCCGAGAAACAUCUGUAGGAAGCCCUCAUCUCCUCAACAUCACAGAACCUCCACAUCUGCAACGAUUAACAUGGAUUGGGUUUUGGAACUGCUGUCAGGAAAUGAGAACUUAUUUACACCAGAUGUGGUGGAAACAAGUAACAAGUCAGAAUUCAGGUUCCAGGUGAAACAUCCUGGAAGGUUCUUCUGCUGCGUCACAGGCUUGGUGUUUGUGAUGGAGUCCAGCGGGCAGGUGACCUACAGCUUCUGCUCCUGGGAAAAAAAACCUAAGAUCCCUGGCAGCUGGAGUCUGGCGGGGCCCCAUAUUAACAUCGAGUGUCCCCAAGGGACCCUGAAGGAGCUGCACCUCCCUCACUGUGAGAUGUCGUUUGCAGAAGAAAACCUGGCUGUAGCACAUGUAACCAAAGACAACAUGGAGAUUCUGCAGCCACAGAAGGUGACAGACACACAUGUGGUCAUCAGCAUCACCAGCCUCUCUAUUUUUGGAAUCCUAAAGAGGAAAAUAUUUCCCAAGGUCCGAGGGCAAGUGCUACUGCUUCUCCGGCCUGGAGAUAAAAUCUUGAAUGUGUUCUUGCUGCCCCUGAAUGUGCCUCCUGACCAGGUGCACCAGCAGAUGCAACAGAGACAAAACCUCUUCAUUCCUACCAGCUCAUUGUGCACGCUCAUUCAUAAAGAGCUGUACAGGAUGUCCAGUGACCACGAGGCAAUAAGGAGGAUCCAGCCAGAGAAUGAAGAGUUCGACUGCAGUUUUGACCAAACAAUCCACCCAACUUUUGAGGUAUUUCUGAACCGUGACGUGGUGGAAGUGGAGCUGAGUGUCUUGCAAGACAGCAGCGGUAAAGACGUGUGGCAGCGCAUCAUCAGCCUCACAGGUCACGGCUGCAAUCAAGUCUCCAACCCUUCAUUAGUGGCCUGCUGCCUACCAGAACAGAAGUUUGUGCCCACAGGUGCGGCUUUUGUAGACCAACACAAGCAAGCCAUCAUCCAGAAAGUGACACUGAUUAAACCAAUACUGGAUGAAAUCCCCAUCUCUGAGGAGAAGUAUAAUUACAUAUGUGCUGCCAAUACCAGGCAGGACAGGAUGAGGAGGCUGUAUGAGGUCUUGAACUGUGAAACACUGAAAAUGCUUUUUUUUGCCUCCCUGAAGAAGAAGGAACCACACCUUGUCUCAGAAUUGAAAAGCUAUUAAUUGGACCAGUAUGUAAAACUCCAUUCCCCACUCUAAUUCUCCCAGCUUACAGGGUGUUCCUCAGGCAGUGCUCUGUGAAAUUGGUUCAUACUUUCUGCCACAUUGUACCUCAACCUCCUAAAAACCCUGUCAGUCCACACAGACGUCUUAUCACAUCCUUUUAUAUCCUUCAAAAUAUAUUUCCAUCAGAGUAACACUGUUAACUGUAUGCUUCCUUAACAUUAAUGAUCUUAACUGCUAGAACUAAAGUCUCCUUCUUCAUCACAUUAGUAUGACAAAGACCCAAAAUGUCAAUACAAUGAGAGAUUCUUAAAAAUCUUAAGCAGACUGUUGUUGAGUAUAUGGCUGCUUCGGAAGGAUGGUCUGAAUUAAAAUAAAACAGUGUACACAUUCUCA
Messenger RNA from Paramormyrops kingsleyae, 2294 nucleotides. RefSeq names its product NACHT, LRR and PYD domains-containing protein 1b allele 5-like. Lineage: Eukaryota; Metazoa; Chordata; Actinopteri; Osteoglossiformes; Mormyridae. The record is from RefSeq and is a predicted model, not a curated record.